Conger conger (European conger) is the source of this 7004-nucleotide messenger RNA. RefSeq lists its product as uncharacterized. Lineage: Eukaryota; Metazoa; Chordata; Actinopteri; Anguilliformes; Congridae. The transcript is spliced from 16 exons. The coding region runs from base 3331 to 4449 and encodes 372 amino acids. The record is from RefSeq and is a predicted model, not a curated record.
AGUGAUGGGACCAAUCAUAUUUUACAUCCAUAUAGCACGUAGCAAAAACCAACACGUCGCGCCAGUUUUGAAAAUGCGACCAAUAUUUCCUUUCAUAAGCAAACUCUUUAUUUUUAUCGUUGGAAUUGCUGCUUUUGCAUCUGAAUCUGUAUUGACAAUGGCGAUUGUCACAGCAAUGCAUGAUGCAGCCCUUUCUUGCAAAUUGACACAUCAUGAACAAAUCAUUGAAGUCACAUGGGAGAAAAUAACAUUGAACUCGACUGAAAACGUGGCAAGUUUCAGCCGUUUCGGUGCGAAAAUCUCGAAGCCUUUCCAAGAUAAUGUGCAAUUUCUGGAGCAUGGGUUGCAUAAGAGCUCACUCCUCAUCAAAGGAAUGCGGAGAGACCACAAAGCUUGCUACAAGUGUACUUUUUAUUCAUUUUCCGAUGAAGCUAUAAGUUCAACUGCCUGCCUGAAAGUCGAAGAGCAUAAAGAGCCGGUGACAGAAGUGAAUGAAACAUUUAGCCGGGAUGACCGUAUUCUGCAUACGCUGUCAUGCUUCGACGGUGCUUCGAAGCAUGAGGGACACAUGCAUAAUGACAGCCCUGUGGGGAGCUCUGUGGGACGCUUUGACCCCAGUUCGGAUCUCUCUGUAUCCGUGAUAAAAGCUUCUGUGGCGGAUGACAAAAAUUUGAUCUGUGUUGUACAUCCCCCUCCCGAGGUCAAGGGAAAGGAUGUCUCCAUGGUAAAAGGUGAGGAACCUCUCAUAUGUGUGGGAUUUCAGACAUGGUAUUGCUUUAUCUUGUCGUAAGCAUGAAGAAUGACCCAAUCGACCAACUCUACUCUCAACUUUAUUUAAAAGUUGUUAGUAUUACUAUUCUUUUGCUUUCAAGGUAAACCACAGACGAUGUUCAUCAGUAACCGUAAGUGCCUGUUUUUUCCCCCUCUUCUCAUCUUCUGUAUUAAUGCACGUGUGUGUUUCUGCUUAGAUGCAUGCUUAAUGGCAAUUUAUUACACCACAUCAAUUCUUUUUCUAAGUUAUAAUAAUUAGUGUCAGAGUGUAAGCACCAAUUUUAUAUUGUCCAAUUGAUUUGUGUAUUGUUACAUGUGCGUGUGUUAUAUAGGUGUAUGCUUUUAGGGGCCAGUGAAGACACUGUUGAAUGCUAUACAGUAUUGUAAUACAGUUGUAAUGUAACUGUACUUGUAAAAGCACACAUUCAUCUGUUCAUCUGUUGACAUUAUGCGUAAAUGCUGAGCAGAAGUAGGGUAUUUUGUGUGUUUAAAUUUCCAGGAAGUGGAAGACUUUCACCUACGGUCGGGUUAGUGAUCCUCGUGACUGCACUGGGAAUAUACAACAGCUGAACUCUAGUGUUAAAAACUUUUUGCCCCUUAAAAAUGACAGGCAGGUCUAUAAUAAUAAUGGAAUGCAUCUCUAUCGCAACUUUUACAAUCUCCAAGAGCCGGUGAACAGGAAUUAUUUCACUAGAAAUGUUAAUAAUUGUUUAUCUUUCCUCGUUCGUCUUUUUCUUUCCUUUUUUUUGUAUAUAUUUGCUUGUUGUGUACACUAUUAAAGAAAAAUAAAUUGUUUAAUUUUGGGCAAAAUAAACGGGUAAUAUUGUAUAUUUGUUAGAAUUGUGCACCCAAUGCAAGCUGGGAUAAGCUCCAACACCCCUGCGACCCUGACCAGAAAUAAGAGGGUAUAGAUAAGGAAUCAUUAAAUCACAUUACAUUACGUUACAUUACAUUAAUGGCAUUUGGUAGAAGCUCUUAUCCAGAAAGACAUACAGUUUAUUCGACGAAGCAGGAGACAGUCCUUCCCUAGAGCAAUGCAAGGUUAAGGGCCUUGCUCAAGGGCUCAACGGCUGUCUGGAUCUUAUUGUGGCUACAGCGGGGAUCAAACCACCGACCUUGCGUGUCCCAGUCAUCUACCUUAACCACGACGCUACAUGCCGCCCUAUCACAUGGAUCUAAGUGACUUUGACCAUGGAAUGAUUGUUGGUGCCAGACAGGGCUGUUUGAGUAUCUCAAACUGCUGAACACUUAGCCCCACUUAGUCUCUCUUGUUCCAUGCUGCUCUUUAGACAUUACUUGAUAAGUUUUCAGUUUUGAAAAUGAGUGUUUGGUUGUGGCGGCAGUCCUUAUAUGGUGAAAUUGAGAAUCAAUGCAGUGCACACAUCGCCAAUUGCACAUGCCAGUAAAAGAACAAAAAACUGCCCUCAUGGCUGUGUUGGCCACUGCCUCUGUUUCCCUUAGCUAUGCUGUCAUAGCCUUAUCCUGCCAGGGUUCUCCUUAUUGCACACAGGCACCUCUCUCUCUCCUGCUGUGAUUGCCCAAUUACCAACUGAACCCCUCUAACAAUGUUAUUUUCCUCUUCUCCCCGCUCUGGGCACCUGCCCGGAGCUCUAGCCCAACUUUUCCUGCGCACCCCUUCCUGACCCGGAGCUCCAGCCCAAGACCAGCUGUGCCUGUCCCCUGGGUGUUCCUGGUGUAAAACCCCACAGCUAACCCAAUGACGGAAUUUAGCGGGGGCCGAAGGGGGUUUUGCGUGAUUGUCCUUCUGGCGUUACUGGGAGAACAUUAGUUGGUCAGGCAACUGAACGUGAUGGACCAAUCAUAGUUCAAAGCAGGCCAAAGCAGAUCGCCCCGCCAAUCCCGCCCUUCGCUCCGCCCCUGUGGUACUUUUAUUGAUUUCAGUGACGGCCAAGACUGCACGUGGGCGCCAUUUCACGUCGAGGGACUGAGGCCUGCUGCAAGCAUGCUGUUAAAAGUAAAACUGGGAGAUGUCCAAAAGUUUGUUCGGAUUACAGAACCAAAUCUGACGGAGUUUCUGAGUGCAGCAUUUGCAAAGUUUGGUGUCCCAGCUGUAACAGAAGGUGUGAAAGUUGUUGACAGUUCAGGGACCGAGUUGGAUGACGAUGUUUUUGAGGAUAUAGCAAGAGAUGCAUCCACUGGGGUGCUAACCAUCAAAUAUGACACAGAGUCUGUCUCCACGCUAGCCUCAUCUGAGCGGUCCCAACCAUCAUCCCUCGAUUCGUCGGGCUCACAGGAUACUGUCAUCAUUUCAGAGAGCCCUUCCAGAAAACGCCAGAGGCUGGAUACAGAAGCUAAGCAAGUCAACGCGUAAACAGGAAGUAAGGUCAUGCAUCACGAGCAGAGGUCUGCACUCUCCGAGCUAUCUAUCUAUCGCAACGCCACGGCAAAACCUUACCAGCGGAAACGCUGGCCUACAUUUCACAGGAGAGCAUUCUGAGACCGUUGGUGGAAUCCAUUCUUUCCAAGAAACCUGGUGGAGAACGCAUAAUAAAUGAAUACCAUCGAACCAAGUCCUUGCAGGAUGACAACAGAAGGAAAAUGGUGAACAUAUUGGCAGCUGACUUGACAGAGAAGAAUGGUACUUCACCACCCAGACAGCUGAAAGAAAAGUAUGCCAGAGGAAUCGUGACCUUAUUCCCCUACCUCAGUGACCCACACUCUAAGAAUGGCUAUGAGCAUUAUUAUGAUGGCGAGAGUGGCAGUGGGUACUUGGCCUGGAGGAUUAAAACUAUUCAGAGAAGCGCUGCUAAAGACAGACGAUCAUCAUUUGGAGAAUCCUGUGGAGGACCAUCUCAUGGAGGAGGACCAACUGCCAGACGAGAUUCCCAUGUUGUUCCAGAGACUGCCCUGAGCGAAGAGGAGUGCAAGGAAGCGAUCUCACUAAUGAAACAUUCAGCUGAUGAGGACACAGUGAAGAACAAGAUGAAACUGACAUUUGACUAUAGGCGCAAGAAGGUCCUCGACCCCCAGCAGUCAAGCAGCAUACUAUCUGACUUUCCACGUUUCCAAGACGUCAAGGGCUUGGUUGAACAGGAUUUCGUUCUGAUGUUUGGAGAGGGUGUAUCAGGCAAGCUUCUGGAAAGGUGGCCGACCACAUACAAGAAAAAGAUCAUCCAACAAUGCAGACAGCUUCCAUCCACCAGUGAGCUUGAAGAGCUCCUGCUGGCAGCUGAUCCUCCUGAGGAUGACACUGAAGUGGAUGCUGACGUUGGUUGGGACAGUGACCUCUCAUCGGUUUUACUGCUGUUGCACCUGAUUCCACCCUCUGCUCAGGGUCGGAAGAGACCAGGGAAGGUGUCAGCGUCCCAAGCAGAGAAGCAUCCUGUGGUCUUCAAGAAGACUGGAACAAGCAUCCAAGGGUAUCUUGAUGCCAUCACUACCAGCAUUCAACCCUAUCUCCUGGCUGUUGGAGUGAAGAAGAAUGCGAUCCACCAGUUCUACAUCGUUCUCGAGAAGAAGGCCAUACCUUGCAAGUCAAUCUCUUCUCUUGGUGCUUUUGAUGAACUCUUUAAGGCACAUUAUGUGUUUGGCACAGCAUACAACACCAUGCUUCGCAACAUGUACACGUUCCUCCAGACCACUGUGUACAGUAUUGAUGUUGGGAUUGUCAAGGAGAGUCCUCAUGUUGCUGAAGUUAGGGCGAGGUUGCUUCAUUAGUGCAUGAGGUUUCUCCUCCACCAUGAAGUGUUUUGAUUGUCAGAAGGAGUUAAGUUGUUCAAAUAUGCUUGUUAGGCAUUUGCGAUUAGUUCACGGUUACUUGCCAGGAAAAAAUCUUCGCCUUAAAUGUGUUCAGACUGGAUGUGGCUAUAUGUUUGGUACGUUUUCUGGUUUUAGGAAACAUUUAAACACCAAACACACUGAGUAUAUUGACCAAGAGGUUGACACUGAUGUUAAUGUAAACAGUGUAGGAGAGGCGGUGAUAGCUAAUGUAGAUGAGACCGCCACAACAUCUGAUGUCGAUGUGACGGCCACAUGUGAACUGGUCAGAAACUCCAAUAGGAGCACUCUAGAUAUGUGUGCCACUGCUGUCGCACAACUCAAGGCUGCUGGAUUAAGUCAGUCUACUGUAAAUAGUUUUGUCUCAACCAUGGAAGAAGUGGUUUCCAAGAUUCAUAGUCAGGCUAAAGAUGCAGCUCUACAGUGCUUAUCUCCACAGGACACAGAAAAUAAGAACAGCAUAGAACAGUCAUUCCAAAAGUUGGAAAACCCAUUCACACCCUUAAAUUCAGAGGCUAAAAGAAACAAACACUUCACAGAGAAAUGGGGAAAAGUUGAACCCAUUGAAAAGGUGCUUGGCACAAGAUUUGACAGCAGAAGAAACAAAACUACUGGGACAUAUGACCAGGUCAUUGUAACUGAUAAGUUUGCAUAUAUUCCCAUUUUGGAAACACUGAAGAGCAUUUUUCAAAACCCAGAACUUGCAGACAUGUUAAAGCCCAGGCACAUGACCAAGGAAGGUGUGUAUGCAGACUUGAGAGAUGCCACCUAUUUUAAAGAAAGUCCCCUGUUUUCUGUAGAAAAAGAUUCCUUACAAAUUCAGCUUUUUUAUGAUGACUUUGAAACUGCAAAUCCAUUGGGCUCUAAAAAGGGUAUACAUAAAUUAGGUGCUAUAUAUUUUACAUUAAGAAAUUUUCCCCCAAUCUAUAAUUCCUCUUUGAUUAAUAUUCAUUUGUGUGCUCUUUUCCAUGCACAGGACAUUAAGCGUUAUGAUUUUAAUUUGAUACUUGAGCCACUUGUCAAUGAUCUGAAAGUACUGGAGACAGAGGGACUUAAAAUUCCCAUGUUUAGACACGUGAUUCGUGGUACCAUAGUUCAGGUCACCGGGGAUAACCUUGGCUUGCAUGGUCUGUUUGGGUUUGUGGAGUCAUUUGGGGCUCGGUAUUGCUGUCGUUUCUGUCUCCUUGAGAAAGCUCGUUUUCAGACUGUAUUCUGUGAAGAUGAUCCGGAUGUUGUACUAAGAACUGUUGAGAUGCACGCACAACACUGUCAAACUAUACAGACAGAUCCUACGCUACCUCAUAUAUAUGGUGUGAAACGCAGUUGUCUGUUGAAUUCACUUCAGUAUUUCAACACAGCCACCAACUUCUCUGUAGAUAUCAUGCAUGAUAUUUUAGAGGGGGUUGCUCAGUUUGAGGUGAAACUUGUUCUCCGGUACAUUCUUCAGGAGAAACUUCUAAAUGCUGAACAACUGGCUGGCAGAAUACAUGCUUUUGACUAUGGUUACAAUCAGCAGCGAAACCGUCCUCCAAGAGUCAAGUUGUUGGAUGGAAGUAAUGAUUUGGGGUUGAAUGCCACACAGUCUUGGUGCUUGUUGCGCAAUAUGCCUCUGCUAUUUGGUGAUUUAAUACAGACAGAUGAUAAGUACUGGCAUCUUCUGCUUUUGCUUCUACAGAUUGUUAACAUUGUAUUUUCACCAGUCCUGUCAGAUGGCAUGACCAUUUAUCUCAAACAUUUAAUCACUGAUCAUCAUCGGCUCUUCAAGCAGUUAUUUCCUACAAUCAACCUAUUGCCAAAGCAUCACUUCAUGAUACAUUACCCUCGUAAUAUAAGGAACAUCGGCCCAAUUCUGCACAUGUGGUGCAUGCGUUAUGAAGCUAAACAUAACUUCUUUAAGAGACAAUUAAAAAGCUUUAAAAACAUUACAAAGACAUUAGCCAAAAAGCACCAAAGUUGUAUGGCAAUGUAUCAGGAGUCCUUUACCAAGGAAAGAUUAACCUUAGGUCCAGGAAAGAUGGUGGCACUUGUUGAGCUCAAAGAAGGUCCAGAGAUUGCUUCCAUAUUUGGAGAUGUAACCAGUGUUUUUUCUGCCAAGUGGAUAAAACAUCAUGGUACAGAGUACCGCUGUGACUUGAUUAUCUGUACUGAGGUAGCAUUUGAGAUGCCUGUGUUUUGUAAGAUCAAGACUAUUGCUGUGAAAGAUGACAGUGUAUUGCUCUGUGGAAAACUGAUGGAAACCAUGUGUUUUGAUGACCAUUACCAUGCCUUUAAGGUCAGACUGCAUCCAGACAGAGUUGUAAAGGUGUUGGAUAUAAAUCAGCUGUGUUACUUCAAACCAUUUGAUGUUCAAAUGAAGUAUGGAACGACAGAUUUCUCAAACUACAUUGUUCCAUAUUGCCACUUUAUGCAGACCUGCUGAGGUCAAUGUUGUUGUUUUUUAUGAGAUGUUUUAUUAUUUUUUUAGGCCUGACCUAAAAAUAAAAUUGUUGAAUUCA